CCAUUCUAUAACUGUAGACUAAUAGCCACCGACGAUAACUUUAUUUGGGGGUAUAGCCGUGAAUUAUAGCCACUGACAGUAACGGCAUUUAUUGUUUGUGGGGAAACCCCUUUUUUACCCUGGGCAUGCCUAGCAGGUGAACACGUCCAAGGAUAUCUUUCUCACUGACCAGCCUGCAUAGAUCUACCACGGAAAUCUAAUAUAUGUCUGUUCACCAGAGGAUCUCAAUGGUUGUUCCCUGUGUCACGACCACUCAUCUGACAGAAGACAAAUUAGAUGAGAUUAUGGCUGUCCAGGCUGAUCAAAAUGACUUCACUAGUCACACUACAACUGAUUCUAAUGGACUGAACAUGAGUGUUAUUUUAAAGGAUGUGAUGGACAUGGAAAACGAAGUAGAAGAAAGGAAAAUUAGACAGGAGGCUGAGUUACGGGAUCCAUCAUCAUUUGAAGAUCUAAAGACGAAAUUCUCCAGUAGUAAACAUCAGGUGUAUCAUCAUACGGGUGUGAACCUCGAAUCAGAUGUCGACACCUCAGACCCACUGGACUCAGAAUGGGAAGCAAGCAUACAGAUGCGAAAUUGCGCAGACAUGGUUCAGACAAGAGAUGAUGAAUAUAAAAACAAAUUGCUGAGAAAUGCAAGGAAACAAAACCAAUCACAAGCUGUGCCUUGGACAUCAGAUCAUGCUGCUCCUUUGAAGGACAUAACACCUGUACAGGAACUUGGGAAGAGACAUAGAGUGACAGUGUUUGAGAAUGCAACAACCAAGUCACUAUUCGUGCAGAAACAGUACUUGGAAAAACCCAAUGAGAGAGAAAUUGAGGUUUUGAGAGCUAUGAAGCAUCGCAAUAUUCCUACCCUUUAUAAUACAGGGAUGCAGGGAAAUAGUACCAUUCUGCAGAUGGAGUACUGUGGUGAACCUCUGGCUAAGUAUGUUGAGAAGAACUUCAACAAGGGCAGGUAUGUUCCAGAAACAUUUAUGUGGAAUAUCCUGGAGCAAAUAAUGGAUCUGCUUAGAUUCCUUGAGUAUUCCAAAGUUGUGCAUCAGAACAUCUCGGCUGAGACAAUAUGCCUCCUACAUACACGGAAGGGACUGGUUGUGAAGCUGGUGGGGUUUGGAAAUGUGCUGACAUACCAGGAUCUUGUCCCACAGUCAGGGAUACAGAGUACAGCUGCACUCGGAGGGACAGUUCAGUACUGUGAGGCAGAUGAUCUGGCAAAAAGGACCCUAACUCUGUCAGGCAGAAGUCUUUUGGGGAUGCAGUGGUCUUCAGAGGCAUCACUGACAGAUGAUAUGGUCCCAUGGGCAGGGGCACAGAGGGGGAAGAGUUCCAGUGGUUCUGACAAGGCCUCGAGGCCGUCAUGUCAGGCAGACAUGGUUGCAUCUGGCAGGGUGGCCUUGUUUAUGGUGUAUGGACCUGGAGUUAAGGAUCUGAGUGACAAAUGUUUUCCAAACAGUAGUGAUUUGAAGGAUUUUGUCCUGAAGAUGGUUGAUUUAAAUCCUCAGACAGGAUUAAAACCAGCUGCAGGCCUGGACAUAAUUCAAAAGAAACUAUCGCAGGACGUGAUAGAGCUAUCGGACAGUGAUGAAGUUAUAGAGCUACCGGACAGUGAUGAAGCUAUAGAGCUGUCAGGCAGUGAUGAAGCUAUAGAGCUGUCAGGCAGUUGGGAAGGAGCUGUUGAACCUUCCACUAAUGAAGUCACUGCCUAUCCGACGAUUUCUGUCUCCACGCCACUUACGACACCAUUGCAGCAGGAAACAUUUUCCUUCCGGAAAAAUGGUGAUUCAAGGGAUCUACCGCUCAUCACUCCUCCAACGUACCAGCCUACAAGUAAAUCAAAUAUCCUUACUCCCUCCAGUCGUGUUGAACUUCAGGCCGCCAAUGCCAGCUCCUCCCUGGUUGGUACUGCAGGCACAGUAGGCAGCAGCAUUGAUCGUCCAGAUGAUGUUAUCUCCGUGAACCCUGGAUCAAGUUUGUACAAAGAGCCGGAUAAAGAGACACCACGAAAAGAUAUGACCCAAUCACAAGCUGAUAAAGGAACUCUUAACAAGCUCCGGUCACGUGUAACGUGGAACAAAGGAUCUAGAGACAAACCCUACAUUCGGCCUCAAACAAAGUUCACAAAUCUGCCUAACUUUGAAAAAUUAGAGUAGAAGUAACAAGGUGGAAUUCUAGAAAAUUGCUGAUAUGGUUUUGCCCACAGAUUUCUUGAAAAGAACCGAUAUGUGUACUGGCCUCCUGGGUUGGACAAGUAUAGAAGGAUAUAUAGAUACCAAAAAGUUAUUAUUUUUCGGUAGGAUAUGUAGAUUACAUAGUACGACACUCUCGUCUCGUAUACUAUUUACAAUAAUUUUUAUUGUAAAUCUGGAUGCAGAAAAUAAUGUCAGGUAUGGUUUUGCGUAUGAUAUCCCAAGGAUUCUAAGAAAAUAUAAUUUAUAUGAUCUGGUUCAGAAGUAUAUAAAUAAGGGAUGGUUUCCUCUUAAAACAUGUUGGAAAAUGCAGGUUAAAAAUGCUGUGCAUGGAUAUGAAGAAAAAGUAUGGUUAAAUAGGAUGUGUAACAAUACUGACUUCUUUAGGUUUGUUUUAAUUCAUGGCAAGUUAGUUCCACACCAGCUGUGGAAAUUAUGUAAAAAGUUCCCAGGAAAUAGAGAAGCUGUUAAUUAUUACAUAAUGAAAUUAAUUGUUACCAUGAGGUGGUUGGCUCAUAAUGAAUUAUGUCAUGAAUGUGGUCAGUUUUAUGAAGAUGUUGCCAUCCACAUAGUUCUGCAGUGUAGUUCUACUGACGAAUUAAGGGACGAAUUAUGGUGUAAUAUCAUUAAUAUUAGCGAUAUACUGUUCAGUGUAUAUUUGCACGACUUAAACGAAAGUCAAUUAUUUCAUGUUCUGAUCGGGGAGAAUUUUUCUUACAAUUUGUGUAACUCAGACCUAGAAGAGUUCCGUAUGACGUCUGUGAAACUAUUUUUUUUGAAUGAUAAUAUCAUAUUACAAAUGACACAUUUACUAUAUCUAUGCUGAUUAUUGUCAAAUAAUCAAAAGGGCCUGAUACUGCUAGCUUAAAUUAUAUACCCUAAUAUUUUAACAACAUAAAUUUAUUGUAAUAUAUAUGUAUAAUAAUUUUGAUAAUUGAUGUUUAAUUGAUGAUUGUAUUGCUCUAUCAUUAUAAUCUUCAUUCUGGAGGAAAUAAAGGAGUAUAUAGUUAGUUAUGUACACAUUAAAGUAACGAUACCCUUGUACUCUUUCAAUGUCCAUGUAUGUAUAUAUGUUGAUUAAUUCUU
This is a messenger RNA of Mizuhopecten yessoensis (Yesso scallop), 3275 nucleotides long. RefSeq lists its product as uncharacterized. The transcript is spliced from 10 exons. Gene Ontology annotation, molecular function: ATP binding; protein kinase activity. Gene Ontology annotation, biological process: protein phosphorylation. NCBI's taxonomy places the organism in Eukaryota, Metazoa, Mollusca, Bivalvia, Pectinida, Pectinidae. Bases 204 to 2153 code for a protein of 649 amino acids. The record is from RefSeq and is a predicted model, not a curated record.